Molecule: messenger RNA, 1866 nt
Organism: Xenopus laevis (African clawed frog)
Lineage: Eukaryota; Metazoa; Chordata; Amphibia; Anura; Pipidae
Gene: exosc5.L
Product: exosome component 5 L homeolog
Exons: 6
Coding region: 1-702 (233 amino acids)
Biological process (GO): U4 snRNA 3'-end processing; RNA metabolic process; rRNA catabolic process
Cellular component (GO): cytoplasmic exosome (RNase complex); cytoplasm; nucleolus
Molecular function (GO): RNA binding
Source: RefSeq, a predicted model, not a curated record
AUGCGGCGUUUCCCAGAGCCUAAGGACCCCGGAAGUGGUUGCACAUGUUGGAAGCAGGCUCUGAUGGAGGCUGUAUUGCGGGAGUACGGGUGUGAGCAGAGUUUGCUGACUCGUCCUGAUGGAUCCGCUACGUUUCUUCAGGGUGACACAUCUGUAUUGGCUGGAGUAUAUGGUCCUGCAGAAAUUAAGGUCAGCAGGGAAAUCCAUAAUAAGGCCACGUUAGAGGUGAUCCUUCGACCCAAGACCGGGUUACCUGCUAUUCAGGAGAAGAACCACGAGCAGCUUAUUCGUGAAACAUGUGAAUCUGUCAUCAUAGGAUCCUUGCAUCCUCGAACCUCUAUAACCAUUGUACUACAGAUAAUCAGUGAUGCUGGAUCUCUGCUCUCUUGCUGCCUAAAUGCAGCCUGCAUGGGUCUGAUGGAUGCGGGUCUCCCCAUGCGGUCGCUGUUUUGCGGGGUAACCUGCGCACUGGAUAAUGAUGGAAACAUAACCCUUGACCCUAAUGAUCGGCAACAGAAGGAGAGUCGAGCAGUGCUAACAUUUGCUAUUGAAAGCACAGAAAGGAAAGUGCUAAUGACCUCAAGUAGAGGAUUGUAUUCUGCCGCAGAGCUCCAGCAGUGCAUUGCAGCUGCACAACUUGCAUCUGAGAAGCUGUUCCAGUUCUACAGAGACUUCAUAAGAAGGAGAUAUUCUAAAUCCUGAGAGGAAAGCAGGUUCCUUUUCAACCUAAAGGCCAUGCUCAACAGAGACUUUGAACCCUGAAUUUCUACCCCAGUCUUCCCUUUCUUAUCUUAUAAUGUUUCUAUUCCAUGCAUUUCCUUUCUGCCCUUAUCUCUCCUUCCCCCUAUUCAUAAUAUAUCAAGCCUUUUUACCACUGUAAUUUAUCGGAGACAACCUACAGUACGUAAUGGUGAGAAGUUGUAAUUUUUUUAAUCCCCAGUUAUUAUGAACAGUAAUGCUUAGUGUUUGUUCUGCAGCCAUAUCUCCCAUUAUCCUGAUCCAACCAACAGCCAUCUCCAUCUACUCCCACAUCCUUUUCUUCUCUGAGUAAGCUUUCUGGCAACAAAUAAUUGUCUCUCUCCCUGUUGUGUAUUUAUAGCCAGUUUUAAGGCAGCAGAAUUGAUAUACAUGUUGACAUCCACAACUCUUUAGAGAAUUCUAAAGGAUUUCAUAAACUGGCUGUAGUAUAGUCAUGGUAUUUAUAGUGAUAGCUGGAUAAUAUUAUAAGCUUAGAACAGUGUGAAUCUCCUGGAUAUCUGCACAGCAACAAUGUAUUUAUGUGUGCUGCUGUUUUUUUUUUUUUUUUUUUCAUUUGAAAUAGUCUCACUAAUAAAAUGGUUGACUCCAGUGCAGUUUGUAUUUGUAGCUUCAAAUGCAGUUGAACAAUAGUGGGCACUACUGUAGAGAAAAGAGGGUAGAUUUAUGGGAUGGUUUACCAGCAAAUGUGUUGUAGGUAUGUACUAUGUUAAGGUAAAUUAAAACACAGGGAGAAUGAUUAUUCUCUUAUGUCAAGGUAAUUACACCACAGGGGGAGAAUGAUUAUUCUCUUUAAAACAUUUCCAUACAAAGAAUCUGAAGAUGCGUAUUUCAGAUGUAUAGAGAAGCAGCACAGACUUAAUUUGAUUGGAUUAUCUCUUGGAUUAAAUCAAGCCCUUCUUCUUUGUUAGGAGAGUGUCGUUUUAGCAUUGUGUGAUAUGCCUGCUGAUUUAGUGCGCACAAAGCGUAUCACCCCUGCUCUUUCAUCACAUCUGUAAAUUGCUAGACUCCAUCUGUUGAGCAGUAGAUGUUAUCAUAAUGCGCUAAAAAAGCAUUGUGUGUUACCAUGUUGUUAGGAUUUAUUUUUAAUAAAACUACUUAUACUUGUAA